AUGAUGGGAAUCAAGGCCGAUCAUCUCUAUCGGAAUCUUACGGCUAUUGUAGUGGAAAAAGACGCGUCGAUUUUCCGAACACUGGCGGCAAAAGAGCUUAUACCGGAACUGCUGGUACAUAUGACAGAAACAAUUCCUAAUGAUAUUUUCGAGACCGAUAAUGAGACCUUGCACCUUGUAAAGCGGCUCCAGAGACUAGCCCAGCAUCUGAACUCUAGUUUCACGGAAAAUGACACUUAUCCCUUCACCAUACAGCGUAUAUGCGAAGUGUGUUAUCACCCUCUCAAAUACUUCAAAACGCACGAACUGGCCAAGUUUGUCAAUGCCCUGGAACGAUGCUGCUUGGUUAGUAGCUGCUUGAAAACCGAGGCUCAGACAUCUUGCGAAAACGUGGGGGAUGCGGGCGACGUUUCCUUGAAAAGAAUCCCGUGGGUCGAGGAGAAUGACGAGAAAGGUUUGGCCGCGUUUUUGCGAGAAAUAGAAUCGACCGUAAGCGUAAAUUUUGGCUACGAAAACGACGACGACGACGAUGACGACGUUACAAACCACGCAGAUGGUGCAGAUGUAGAUCGUGCAUACGUCAAUCGAGACGAUGAAGGUGAAGAAGAGGAAGAAGAAGAAGAAGAUGGUGACUAUGUCGCGGAGGAGGACGACAAAGAUGACGACGACGACGACGACGACGAAGAGUACGACCAGGACGAGGAUAUAGACGGGGAAGAAGUUCAAGAAGAAAUCGAAGAGGCAGAGAAGAUCAACGAGAGAGGACAAAUAGACUCCGAAGUGAGUCGAACUAGAACGACUGGUCUGCGAGAUGCUAUGGCCAUUGAUGGGCGUAGAAACGCACACGAGGGUGCUGGCACCUUCGAGGAAGAAGAAUCCACCAGCGAAGACGAUGAUCUAGAUGUCAACGACGUAAUACGCAAGCGAAAACCUACUGAAAUGGACGUUUAUGAAAAUGAAGAAAUCGAGGUGAGUAAAACUACCACUCCUAAAAAACAGAAGGCCGCGGUCACUGCUACGGCGACGCUGGCACGGUCUCCCUUGUUUUCACAGGGUUCUGCAGUUCAAAGCGCCAGUCUAGAGCAACAGAUAUCGAUGUUGAUCUCGCCCAAUCCCAUGACACCUUCAGAUAGUGAAAAAAUAAUACCCAUCGCCAAUGAGCACUUGGAAGAGAGUAGCCCCCUAGCUAACAAGAGUGGGAAGCGGUGA
This is a messenger RNA of Lachancea meyersii CBS 8951, 1209 nucleotides long. The record is from the annotation of a GenBank genome assembly. NCBI's taxonomy places the organism in Eukaryota, Fungi, Ascomycota, Saccharomycetes, Saccharomycetales, Saccharomycetaceae.